Thalassophryne amazonica is the source of this 1189-nucleotide messenger RNA. Its product is annotated as protein zwilch homolog. The transcript is spliced from 12 exons. Gene Ontology annotation, biological process: protein localization to kinetochore; mitotic spindle assembly checkpoint signaling. The record is from RefSeq and is a predicted model, not a curated record. Gene Ontology annotation, cellular component: RZZ complex. The coding region runs from base 17 to 1189 and encodes 390 amino acids. Lineage: Eukaryota; Metazoa; Chordata; Actinopteri; Batrachoidiformes; Batrachoididae.
ACCUGAUGGUCGAGAAAUGGAUUCAUCAUCAUCUUAUGCCGACAAUGAUGCUCAUGUCUUCGAGGAAGAUUUGGGUCCACAGCCGCUCACAGUCACAAAAGCCAGGAAUUUGCUGUCUUGGUACACAUUAUCUCAAAAUGGUAGUGUGCCAGGAGUGGACAACAUCCCCGUCUUACGUCCUUUGUGGGUGCGAUGUGACAUGUCUGACCCUUCUGGAACUGUCUGGCUUGGAGCGGAAAUGUCCUCGACAGGCAACAAAGUUACUGGUGUUAAGUUAUACUCUGUCACCUGUAAAGGAGCAACUGUGGACAGAGGGUCUCUCAUAACCCUGGAUGAGCUUAAACAAGAACAUAAAAAGAGACAUCACCUGGCCUCAAUGGUGACAAAAGGCAGUGCUAAGUUCAACCUGUUUGGCUCAACUGUUGUUGAAAACACUUUGAUUGAGUCACAAAGUAGCGUUACAGUAGAUUUCAAAUGGAGUCACGUGGACAGUAUCCUUGAGAUGCCACCCAUGUCCUCCACAGCCACUCUGAAUAUCAAAGUUGCCAGUGGGGACAUGAGGAGCCCAGUGUUUGAGAUAUACAGGGAGCUGGAGUUUCUUCAGACUCUUGCUGACGGUUUGAGAACUGGUGAGACGGAAUGGAUGGAACCUUUGGAAAGUAGCUCUGCUGUAAAUCUGACUACAGCUUAUCUGGAAGAGCUGCAGAGUACUGUAAACAUGGUUCAGGACCAGUCUGCAAAAAGAGCUGAGGACACAAAUCCAAAGCCAGACUUGGACACGCCUAUUUUCAACUCUCUCUUGGAAAGAGGCGACUUGGAUUUUGUAGAGCAACUGUGGGUUCGAAUGAGAAAGAGUGUGACAUCAUAUCAAGACAUUGGAGACUGUCUGAAGCUGGUCAUUGAAGCUCUGAGAUAUGGAGACAUCAAACCAUGGAUUCACAGAGACAGCUGCAGCUCUCUGAGCAAACUCAUCUUACAGUCGUACCAUGAGCAGAUCAGUCAUGUUUCCCUUACGGGUCUCGCUCCUGUCCACAUGCUGUUAGAGAUGGGUCUGGACAAGAUGAGGAAAGAUUACAUUAACUAUCUCAUUGGUGAAGAACUAACAACUCUAAACCAUUUGGGUUUUUAUCUGAGUACAGAAGUUGAUCUACUGGAGCAAAAAUUUUUAGGGGUCGACGAUACCGAUUAG